This is a messenger RNA of Acinonyx jubatus (cheetah), 1765 nucleotides long. RefSeq names its product splicing factor 3b subunit 4 (gene SF3B4). Lineage: Eukaryota; Metazoa; Chordata; Mammalia; Carnivora; Felidae. Gene Ontology annotation, molecular function: RNA binding. The transcript is spliced from 6 exons. The coding region runs from base 282 to 1538 and encodes 418 amino acids. Gene Ontology annotation, biological process: positive regulation of mRNA splicing, via spliceosome. The record is from RefSeq and is a predicted model, not a curated record. Gene Ontology annotation, cellular component: nucleolus; U12-type spliceosomal complex.
AUCCUUUAGCAUCCAGUACUGCCUUAAGAGGGUCUGAGCAUUUGCAUCCCGCCUCCCUCGCUUUCACCGCCCGCAUGACCACUUCCUCGCACGGCCAUCGAUGGGAGGCGGCCCACCGAAUCGCGGGAACUCUCCGCCGUUCCUAAGAUGGCCGCGGCCGCUUCCGGCUCCUCCCCCGCCGCGGCCCUGCCCACUGCCCUCACGUCCGCGUUCGCCCCGGAAGUGGAAGUAGAGUUCAGAAGGCGGGACCGCUGCCUGGAGACGGCGGGAGCUCUUUCGCCAUGGCGGCCGGGCCGAUAUCCGAGCGGAACCAGGAUGCCACUGUCUACGUGGGAGGCCUGGACGAGAAGGUUAGCGAACCACUGCUGUGGGAGCUAUUUCUCCAGGCAGGGCCAGUAGUCAACACCCACAUGCCAAAGGAUAGAGUCACAGGUCAGCACCAAGGCUAUGGCUUUGUGGAAUUCUUGAGUGAGGAAGAUGCUGACUAUGCCAUUAAGAUCAUGAACAUGAUCAAACUCUAUGGGAAACCAAUACGGGUGAACAAAGCUUCAGCUCACAACAAGAACCUGGAUGUGGGGGCCAACAUUUUCAUUGGCAACCUGGACCCAGAGAUUGAUGAGAAGCUGCUUUAUGAUACUUUCAGCGCCUUUGGGGUCAUCUUACAAACCCCCAAAAUUAUGCGGGACCCUGACACAGGCAACUCCAAAGGUUAUGCCUUUAUUAAUUUUGCUUCAUUUGAUGCUUCGGAUGCAGCUAUUGAGGCCAUGAAUGGGCAGUAUCUCUGUAACCGCCCUAUCACUGUGUCCUAUGCCUUCAAGAAGGACUCCAAGGGCGAGCGCCAUGGCUCUGCAGCUGAAAGACUUCUGGCAGCCCAGAACCCCCUCUCCCAGGCCGACCGCCCUCAUCAGCUGUUUGCAGACGCACCUCCUCCUCCUUCUGCCCCCAAUCCUGUGGUGUCAUCACUGGGGUCUGGGCUUCCUCCACCAGGCAUGCCUCCUCCUGGGUCCUUCCCACCCCCAGUGCCGCCUCCUGGAGCCCUUCCACCCGGGAUACCCCCAGCCAUGCCCCCGCCGCCUAUGCCUCCUGGGGCUGGAGGACAUGGCCCACCAUCAGCGGGAACCCCAGGGGCUGGACAUCCUGGACAUGGACACUCACAUCCUCACCCAUUCCCACCAGGGAUGUCUCAGAUGCAGCUGGCUCACCAUGGCCCUCAUGGCUUAGGACACCCCCAUGCCGGGCCCCCAGGCUCUGGGGGGCAGCCGCCACCCCGACCACCCCCUGGAAUGCCUCAUCCCGGACCUCCUCCAAUGGGCAUGCCCCCUCGAGGGCCUCCGUUUGGAUCUCCCAUGGGUCACCCAGGUCCUAUGCCUCCACAUGGGAUGCGUGGGCCUCCUCCACUGAUGCCUCCUCACGGGUACACUGGGCCUCCACGACCCCCACCCUACGGCUACCAGCGGGGCCCCCUGCCUCCACCCAGACCCACCCCCCGGCCUCCAGUUCCCCCUCGUGGCCCACUUCGAGGCCCUCUUCCUCAGUAAUUUCUCAUUCUCUUGCCUCCUGUUCUAUCUUCCCAAUAUUUUUUCAAAUCCUUGGACCAAUCCAAGUUGCUGUAGCUCCUUAGGGCUAAGGCACUAAUCCCUCUCAGGCCUUUUUUUUUUUUUUUAAGUGUAAUUCUUUUCACAGGAGGUUUUUUUUUUUUUUUUUUUAUGUUGGUCCUAAGUGUUUUGCAAAUGCACAGAGAAAAUAAAAUUAAACUCCUUGUUUA